AUGAAAAUCUGCGAGCCGUGCAUCUCUGCCGUGCAAAGUCUUCAUAGUAAUUUAUGGCUCCAAACAGUGAAGUCUAAAAUUCCUCCAUAUCCAAGAACACUUCGAUCGGGCUGCUGGAUUUGUCACGGACUUGUCUCCUGGAUGGGGCUUUACCACCAACAAUUACUCAAAAAAUGGCGUGGAUCACCGAUUAAUGUCGAAUUCUCUAUGUCUGCACAAUUUGGUUUCUCUGAAAUUCAUCACCAGGGCCAGCCCUUACUACCAUGUGAGGUCAGUGUCGCGCCGGAGGAUCUAUCCUCAUCUCUCUUCACUGAACUACCAGAGCCAGACCCGAUCCCUGGGACUCUAGGUCUUAUCAAGUCAUGGAUAGACCAGUGCAGCAAGACUCACCUGAGAUGUAAACAGACACACUCAGCAUUAUGGUUCCCAACACGUUUGAUCCAAAUAGUGAGGGGCGACAGUGGUAUAAAGGCAAAGCUGAUAAUUACCGGAGGCAAAUCAUUAAAGGGACGGUAUAUGACACUCAGCCAUCGUUGGCCUGCCCAUCCGGGCCAAUAUCCCAUGCUCAAGUCGUCAACGCUUGCACAAUUUCAGCGUGCAAUAGAUACUCAACGACUCCCUCAGAGCUUUCAAGAAACAAUGGAGCUUGCAUGUAACUUGCGCAUCAAAUAUAUAUGGAUUGACUCUAUGUGUAUCCUGCAAGACGAAGAUGAUCUGUCUGACUGGGAAAACGAGGCUCUCACCAUGCACAGAGUUUAUGCCCAUUCUUUUCUGAAUGUAUCAGCUACAUUUGCAUCUGAUGGAACCGAGUCGCUCUUCUAUCGAUCUAGGAGCUGGGCCGCUACCUGCCCGCCGCAGAUCAAGGUCAAUGUGAACGGCAGGUCGCAGGAUGUUUAUGUGGUCGACUGUGAUCUCUGGAAUAAAGAAAUAACAGAUGCUCCUCUACAUAAGCGGGCAUGGGUCUUCCAAGAAAGGUUUCUGGCUUGUCGAGUGCUUCAUUUCGGGUCAUCUCAGGUAGGGUGGGAGUGCUGCGAAGCAGAAGCCUUAGAAAUUCUCCCCGACGGGGUUCCCUUUCCGCUUAUGGCAGGCUCAAAUUGUAAAUCCGCAAUGUUGAGAGGCCUACGAGAAUUGUCAUGUUCGAUCUCAAUCCAGAGCAGUAACCCUAACCUAGGUGCUGCUACCACCAUGACCUUGCCUUCCCCAAAUGAGAUCAAAAUUUUCGAGUGGAGAUGCCGUUUGAUCGAAGAAUAUUCCAAAUGUCAGAUGACAUACGCAAAGGACAAACUGAUUGCCUUUUUCGGUGUAGCCAAGAGUGAAAUCUUGACUCAACGGACUUCGGACCAAUACAUCGCUGGAAUGUGGACCAGCUCCUUGGUAUAUGAUCUCGCCUGGCAGCGGAUCUAUAAUGAGGCUCGGCUGCCUACAGCUCUCCAGAGCCCCAAAUUCUAUGCCCCUAGUUGGUCAUGGGCAUCCUUCGAUGGAGAGGUAGCCUUCCCUGCGAGUAUGCCUACCUCCGGGCCUCCUUCCCCCUUUGCUGUCAUAGUGAAUGUCUCAGAUGACUCACUAGGGAAUGGGAUGAAGAUGUUUUCCAGACAUGAUAAGGCGUCAGAAGGUAGAUGCUAUAUUGACAUAGAGUGCUUUCUUUUACAGUUCAGCCUCAUCUGGUCGGUUGACGGUGACAUUGAUGGUAUCAUGAUGAAUAAGUUUGACAUAACGUUUAUGAACGACGGUGCAGAUCUUGAAAAUUGCCGCAAGGACGAAAUUGACGAUCUACUUGGGAAUUUUAUUGAUUUGAAUGAAGAUCCUUCUGUGGCAGAGGACGGGUCACUGAAAAAGCUGGCUCAAUCCGGAAAUCUCUUUCUUGUGCCCUUGUUCGCUACAAGAUAUUUCUUUGAGGCCAUGGUCGUUGCGCGGUUGGGGAUGAACUGGAUGCAGAUGCCAGUGACAUCGUCGGCCAAGGGACAUGGCGUCAAAUAG
Messenger RNA from Aspergillus campestris IBT 28561, 1977 nucleotides. Its product is annotated as HET-domain-containing protein. Bases 1 to 1977 code for a protein of 658 amino acids. Lineage: Eukaryota; Fungi; Ascomycota; Eurotiomycetes; Eurotiales; Aspergillaceae. The record is from RefSeq and is a predicted model, not a curated record. The transcript has 3 exons.